Messenger RNA from Didymodactylos carnosus, 882 nucleotides. The record is from the annotation of a GenBank genome assembly. Lineage: Eukaryota; Metazoa; Rotifera; Eurotatoria; Philodinida; Philodinidae.
AUGUCCAAAAAUGGACCGGUUACAUCAAUCGGUCAUUCAAAUUCGUAUCGUUUUCGUAUUCUCGAGCCGAUCAAAGUUACGGAUGACUUUCCUGAUUGGGAACAUGAUGAUUGGCAAGGUCUACUCAAUGUCGAACUUGAACCUUAUGGUAGUAAUAUUCGAUUUCCAACCAAAUGGCACUUGGCCGACAAUGUUUCAAUCCAUUGUCGUAUUACAAACAGUGAUCCAGAAAAAGUUCUUUCGCCACCUUCACCUAUCGACAGGCUACAAUCGGAAAUCAAAUUGAAAAUAUGUAUCGAACGAUAUCGAACAAAUGAGAACGGAAUCAAUGGUCGGUCAGAUGCAAAUUGUUCUAAGAAUGAGAAAACGAAACAGAUGAGACGUCACACCAGUGCAGGUUUGUUGCUUGAGAAUUAUUCGACUCAUAAUAAGAUUUGUUUCUAUAUUGAAGAACAAUCAUCGACAUUUAACUCUGAACUAUACGCAAAGAUACAUUUAAUUAAACUUUGUGUAUUAUAUGAAUUGAAAGAUCCACGAGCCGUACAAUUGCGUAGUAUUUUAACUUCAACUGAACCGAAAUGUUUGGAUGCUGCAUUCGAAGAGAUGCAAGCCGAAGGUUUUGCUGAUGAUAAUCUAUUUGAAAGAAUAAAAGAAUUCUUUUUUACACUAACUAUUUCUGAUCAAGACUUGAACUCUCAAUGGUCGUUGAGUGGUCAUAUUCAACAGGCUUGGUCGGCCAGGCAUGAUCGAUUGCGCGAAAAUCUCAAUGAACUUCAAAGCGAUUUUCAAUCCAAAACGAAUACCUAUCAAAAAUGCAUGGAUAAAAUUCAGCAAUACAGAAAAAUAUUGAAGAUGAAAAGACUAAUCACAAAGAUAUACUAG